AUGCCAAGCAAGAAGAAACAAUCAAGUUCCUCUACUCCCUCUCGUCGCAAACCAAUCUCCUGUACCUGUCCAAGAGGAGACCACAAAGAUCCACAAGGUAAUUUUGGAGAACAGAAAUUACCAGAUAACACCACAAGUGAACCAGUAAGGUGUCGUACGGACGUAUAUAAGACUUACGAGGUAUCAGGAGGAAAUACAACUUGUUCGAAAUGUAGCGAAAACUUGAUUCAUGCUUUAUCAUACACCACCGACAGCAAAACUGCCAACGAUGAUUAUCUAAAGAUGAUGAUGGAUGACUUUCAGGUUGUUUAUCCGGGUACGUAUGGGAACGGAUCGAGGUGGAUGCAGUAUUUUCGUGAGAAUAGAGAAAGUUAUAUGGCCAGUUCAAAGAAGUCACGACAAGAAAGUAGUUUGGGUACUAUCAAACAAGAUGAAAAAGCUGAUAGACGCAUCAAAAUUACUCAUUCAGUAAUAUCCACUGCGGUCCCGGAUAAUAUCGCUGAACAGGAUAGACCUGCCAUACUUUGGCGAAAUGACCUUCUCCCAGAAGCACUACACGUCUCUCGCGACGAAGGGAUCAACUCUAUGUCGGGUACUCAGAUGACAUCCCCCAUAUUGCAAAUGGUCUCAACAAUGCGAGCUUCACUCAGUCGGUCUGCUCUGAGGUAA
Kwoniella mangroviensis CBS 8507 is the source of this 669-nucleotide messenger RNA. RefSeq lists its product as uncharacterized. The transcript is spliced from 2 exons. Bases 1 to 669 code for a protein of 222 amino acids. The record is from RefSeq and is a predicted model, not a curated record. Lineage: Eukaryota; Fungi; Basidiomycota; Tremellomycetes; Tremellales; Cryptococcaceae.